UUUUGUUUUUAUGAUUUUAUUCAAUUACAUCACUAAGAAUGCAUUUUUCCAUUGAUAUAAAGUUAGUAACAAACAAGGUUAUCAAUUAUUGUGAUAUAUAACAAAAAGUAUAUAUAAGAAACUUCUUUAGUCUUGAACAGCAGAUUUCUUGUACCGUGCCAUAUACAUUUUGCAAAAUGAAGAUUAUUUUAAUUAUUGCAUCUUUUUUGGUUUUGACGGCAUAUGCCGAUCUAGCCGCUCAACGAGCUCAACUCAUAAAAACGCAGACCGAAUGUGAAACCAAAUUGGGAGAACCCAAGAACCUCAUAAAAAAAAUGGUACUAGGAGAAGAUAUAGGAGACAGGCAAAAAGCUGGCAAGAUGGCGAUUUGCAUUAACCAUGGUAAGGGUCACAUGAAUGAAGCUGGCGAACUGAUACCAGAUAAAUUCAAAGCACAUGUAGAAGAAUUGGUCGAAGAUGAAGACCAACGUAAGAAGAUUAUCGACACUUGUGGACAAAUCAAGGGAAGUACACCUGAGGAAGGUGCUUUGAACUAUAUGAAAUGUAUGCAGGAUAAUUUACCACGCGCUACUGCCAAAGAUUUCGAUUGAUUUCAUUCAUUAUUUUGGAUUGUUAUAAAAUAAUAAAAUAAAGAUGUUUUUGUUUAAA
Molecule: messenger RNA, 648 nt
Organism: Psylliodes chrysocephalus
Lineage: Eukaryota; Metazoa; Arthropoda; Insecta; Coleoptera; Chrysomelidae
Source: the annotation of a GenBank genome assembly